UUUGUAUUUAAAUUAUGUUGGUACGCCAUUUGAUUUAGUUAGUUACAAAAUGGCCAGCGAAGUGCAACUAGCUCAAAGUGCACAAGCCGGCGGCGAUACAAUUUUCGGUAAAAUACUGCGUAAGGAAAUACCUUGCAAUUUUAUAUACGAAGACAAUUUAUGUGUGGCUUUUGACGAUUUAAACCCCCAGGCGCCCGUUCAUUAUCUCGUAAUUCCCCGCAAACCUAUUCCUCAGCUGUCCCGAGCGGAAGACAACGACGGUGCACUUUUAGGACACUUGCUACUGGUGGCUAGAAAAAUUGCUCAAAAACGUAACCUUAAAAAUGGUUUCCGGAUUGUCAUAAACGACGGUCCUAUUGGAGCUCAAUCAGUCUAUCACCUUCAUAUUCACGUCUUAUCCGGCAGACAACUCCAAUGGCCUCCCGGUUAAUUUUAAGCAGUAAUGUAAUCCAAUGUGUAAACAAUAAAAGGUUCUUAUCGUACA
Molecule: messenger RNA, 484 nt
Organism: Photinus pyralis (common eastern firefly)
Lineage: Eukaryota; Metazoa; Arthropoda; Insecta; Coleoptera; Lampyridae
Gene: HINT1
Product: histidine triad nucleotide-binding protein 2, mitochondrial
Exons: 2
Coding region: 50-430 (126 amino acids)
Biological process (GO): purine ribonucleotide catabolic process
Cellular component (GO): nucleus; cytoplasm
Molecular function (GO): hydrolase activity
Source: RefSeq, a predicted model, not a curated record